Daktulosphaira vitifoliae (grape phylloxera) is the source of this 1053-nucleotide messenger RNA. RefSeq lists its product as uncharacterized. The record is from RefSeq and is a predicted model, not a curated record. The transcript is spliced from 3 exons. The coding region runs from base 136 to 1053 and encodes 305 amino acids. NCBI's taxonomy places the organism in Eukaryota, Metazoa, Arthropoda, Insecta, Hemiptera, Phylloxeridae.
UACACCCAUGUAAAUUGUUAUUGGACUAACGUCCGUUUAAAAUAAAAUAAAAAUAAAAAUGGAGUGAGAUGAAUUUAAAUGUUUCAGAAGUUUUAAAGCUCUUAAAAAAAAACAUCAAAUAAUUCGAAAAAAGGAAUGAUAUUAGAAGCCGACGUUUCAUACUCUGAACACUUACAUCAUAAUCAUAACGAUUUACCGUAUCUGCCUUCUAAAGAAGUCCCCGAAGGUUCUAAGUUUCCAAAGCUUUUGGCUACCUUAAAACAUAAAAAAAAUUACAUAGUACACUACAAUUCGUUGAAACAGGCAUUACAGGCAGGACUGGUGUUGGAAAAAGUGCAUAGAAUGAUAGCGUUUAGUCAAUCUUCAUGGCUGGCAAGCUAUAUAUCAUUAAAUACACGGAUGCGUUCGGUAGCUAAAAAUACGUUUGAAAAAGACUUUUAUAAGCCUAUGAACAACUCAGUAUUUGGCAAAACGAUGGAGAAUGUACGCUUAAGAAUGAAAAUGGAGCUCACUAGUAGUGAGUCAAGAUAUAGAAAGCUUGUAAAUUUACCCUCACAUAAAGGUACAACUGUAUAUGGUGAUAACUUGUGUGCUAUUCAUUUACAUAAAGAAGAUUUAAUUUUNGCUAUUCAUUUGCAUAAAGAAGAUUUAAUUUUCGAUAAGCCCAUGUACAUAGGAUUUGCCGUGUUGGACAUAUCAAAAACUCUUAUGUAUGAUUUUCACUAUGAUACCUCAAACUAUCCAGUUAACCAUCCAUGUUAUCGUACUGAACGGUGUAAGAUUCCUGGUAUUUUCACUGACGAGACUGGAGGGGAGUUUAUUUCAGCACACUUAGCUCUAAGAUCCAAGGCUUACGGUUUUAUUCAAAAUGCUAAAGAGUGUAUCAAGGCAAAAGGAGUGGCGUAUCAUGCCGUCAAAAAUCACAAUAGAUUUGAGAAUUAUAAGCAGUGUCUAUUUCAAGGAAUAGAAGAUAUUCCUAGAGAUUACAUUCCGUACAGACAAAUGAACUCAUUUAGGUCUUACAGGCAUGAAAUCAAAUCUAUUACUAUGUAG